CUAGUGAGUGGAAUAUGUUUAUUUAUAGUUUUACAUCAGUGUAUUGAGGGCAGUUUGAGUAUAUCCAAAUACUGUUGCGUAUGGUAUUUUAAAACGUAUUUAAAACAGCACUGUACCAUCGAAUAACGAGCAACAGAAAAGGGCCAAAACUGAGAACCAGAGUUCUAAACGACACCGCGAGUCGACUCCUGUCGAUACCUACAAAAAGCAAUUCAAAGAACCGACUCUUGAGUAAAUGACUCUUUAGGCAUUCAUAAUAUACCAGUAUCAGCGGUGUGAUGGAUUCUCAGAGAGUGCUGGAUUAUUUAAUAGAGGUAGAACUCGCCGCUGAAGAUGUUCUGUCUGAUAAACAACAGAUUGUAGAUCUAGACUCCAGAAGAAAUAGAAACAGAGAAGCGAUGAAUGCAUUAAGAACCUCAUCUAACGACAAAGUCAAGGUUUGUUUUGGAAACAUGUUUAUUAAAUUUCCCACUGAGAACACCAAAGCUAUGAUUCAGAAAGAUCAGGAGCAGCUUGACCAGGAAAUUAACGACCUACGGAAACAACUAAAAGCAAAAGUCAAUCGUCUUAAUGAUUUACAAGGAAAGCCUGAACUGACGGGAUACAGCCUUUCUCCACUCAGCAGUGAUGAAGUUAAGGCCAUUAAUAAGAUCAUCAAAAGAUAACACAGCCUCUGUGGAAAUUAAGGACUCAAACUCUCUGGUCAAGCUGAUGUAAAUUUCUCUCAGUAAAUUUGUUGGUAAGUAUCCUGAAGAGAGUAAUGCCAACAUCUCACUGCUACUUACUUCUGUAUAUAAUGGCAUUGAUAAAUCAAAGAGUUUUAAGAAGCGGGUUUGUAACUGGACCACAAAUGUAGUAACUAUGAUGUCAUAGUGAUUAAUAAAAGCACACCAAAAUCAAAUUCAAUUGUAAAUACAA
Molecule: messenger RNA, 918 nt
Organism: Trichomycterus rosablanca
Lineage: Eukaryota; Metazoa; Chordata; Actinopteri; Siluriformes; Trichomycteridae
Gene: pdrg1
Product: p53 and DNA-damage regulated 1
Exons: 5
Coding region: 279-665 (128 amino acids)
Biological process (GO): protein folding
Cellular component (GO): prefoldin complex
Source: RefSeq, a predicted model, not a curated record